Cricetulus griseus (Chinese hamster) is the source of this 2460-nucleotide messenger RNA. It is a transcript of the gene Tfrc, whose product is annotated as transferrin receptor. The record is from RefSeq and is marked provisional. Lineage: Eukaryota; Metazoa; Chordata; Mammalia; Rodentia; Cricetidae. Gene Ontology annotation, cellular component: external side of plasma membrane. Gene Ontology annotation, molecular function: transferrin receptor activity. Gene Ontology annotation, biological process: intracellular iron ion homeostasis; transferrin transport.
AUGAUGGAUCAAGCCAGAUCAGCAAUCUCUAACUUGUUUGGUGGAGAACCAUUGUCAUACACCCGGUUUAGCCUGGCUCGGCAAGUAGAUGGAGAUAACAGUCACGUGGAGAUGAAAUUGGCUGUAGAUGAAGAAGAAAACACUGACAAUAACAUGAAGGCCAGUGUCCGAAAACAUAGAAGGCUUAAUGGAAGACUCUGCUUUGGGACAAUUGCAGUAGUCAUCUUUUUCUUGAUUGGAUUUAUGAUUGGCUACCUAGGCUAUUGUAAACGCACAGAACAAAAAGACUGUGUAAGACUGGCAGAAACGGAGACAGGCAAUUCAGAAAUCAUCCAAGAAGAAAACAUUCCUCAAUCUUCUCGCUUAUAUUGGGCAGACCUCAAAAAACUGUUGUCAGAGAAGCUGGAUGCCAUAGAGUUCACUGACACCAUCAAGCAGCUGAGCCAGACCUCUCGGGAGGCAGGAUCUCAAAAAGAUGAAAAUCUUGCCUAUUAUAUUGAAAAUCAGUUCCGUGACUUUAAACUCAGCAAAGUCUGGCGAGAUGAACAUUAUGUGAAGAUUCAGGUGAAAGGCAGUGCUGCUCAAAACGCGGUGACCAUAAUAAAUGUAAAUGGUGACUCAGACCUAGUGGAGAAUCCUGGGGGCUAUGUGGCAUAUAGUAAAGCUACAACAGUUUCUGGUAAACUGAUCCAUGCUAAUUUUGGCACUAAAAAAGACUUUGAAGAUUUAAAGUAUCCUGUGAAUGGAUCUUUAGUGAUUGUUAGAGCAGGGAAAAUCACUUUUGCAGAAAAGGUUGCAAAUGCCCAAAGCUUUAAUGCAAUUGGUGUCCUGAUAUACAUGGACCAGACUAAAUUCCCUGUUGUUGAAGCAGAACUUUCACUCUUUGGACAUGCUCAUCUAGGAACUGGUGAUCCAUACACACCUGGGUUUCCAUCUUUCAAUCAUACUCAGUUUCCACCAUCUCAGUCAUCAGGAUUACCUAGUAUACCUGUUCAGACGAUCUCAAGAAAGGCUGCAGAAAAGCUAUUUCAAAACAUGGAAACAAACUGUCCUCCUAGUUGGAACACAGAUUCUUUGUGUAAGCUAGAAUCUUCACAGGGUAUAAAUGUGAACCUCUCUGUGAACAACGUGCUGAAAGAAACAAGAAUACUUAACAUCUUUGGAGUUAUUAAAGGAUUUGAGGAACCAGACCGGUACAUUGUAGUAGGUGCCCAGAGAGAUGCCUGGGGUCCUGGUGCUGCAAAAUCCAGUGUGGGAACAGGUCUUCUGUUGAAACUUGCCCAAGCAUUCUCAGAUAUGGUUUCAAGAGGUGGGUUUAAACCCAGCAGAAGCAUUAUCUUUGCCAGCUGGAGUGCAGGAGACUUCGGAGCUGUUGGUGCCACCGAGUGGCUAGAGGGAUACCUUUCAUCUCUGCAUUUGAAAGCUUUCACUUAUAUUAAUCUGGAUAAAGUUGUCCUUGGUACUAGAAACUUCAAGGUUUCUGCCAGCCCUCUAUUAUAUACACUUAUUGAGAAGACAAUGCAGGACGUAAGACAUCCAAUUGAUGGGAAACCUCUCUAUCGAGACAGCAAUUGGAUCAGCAAAGUUGAGGAUCUUUCCCUUGACAAUGCUGCUUUCCCCUUUCUUGCAUAUUCUGGAAUCCCAGCAGUUUCUUUCUGGUUUUGUGAGAAUGAGGACUAUCCUUAUUUGGACACUAAUUUGGAUACCUAUGAGAAACUAAUUCAGAAAGUUCCUCAGCUGAACAAAAUGGUUCGUGCAGCAGCAGAAGUAGCUGGUCAGUUCAUAAUUAAACUUACCCAUGACAUUGAACUGAACCUGGACUAUGAUAUGUAUAACAACAAGAUACUGUCAUUUGUGAAGGAGCUGAACCAAUUCAGAGCAGAUAUCAAGGCAAUGGGUCUGAGUCUACAGUGGCUGUAUUCUGCUCGUGGAGACUUUUUCCGUGCUACAUCUAGACUGACGACUGAUUUCCAUAAUGCUGAGAAAACAAACAGAUUUGUCGUGAGGGAAAUCAAUGACCGUAUUAUGAAAGUGGAAUAUCACUUCCUGUCACCCUACGUAUCUCCAAGAGAGUCUCCUUUCCGACACAUCUUCUGGGGUUCCGGCUCUCACACUCUCACGGCUUUAGUGGAGAACUUGAAGCUUCGUCAGAAAAACAGUAGUGCUUUUAACGAAACACUCUUCAGAAACCAGUUGGCCCUAGCUACUUGGACUAUUCAGGGAGUUGCAAAUGCCCUCUCUGGUGACAUUUGGGAUAUUGACAAUGAGUUUUAAAUGUAACAUAAUUAAAUAAGAGCAGGGCAGUCUGUUUCUAGACUUGUACUGGUUGUGCUAAAUUUUCAUUAGAGCUCAAAUCUAAUGUUAUAAUUCUACCCGAUCAUCCUGAUACUAAAUGUCUUUAGGCAGCAGCUUUUAGUGCAGGGUUGGACCUACACUUGAAGUUACAGUGGAUAACACUUU